UUGGAUUAUCUUCUGUGUUUUUCUCGCUAAAAGAACCAUUGAGAACAUCAUCCUGCCAUUGGGUCCUCUCAUUAGCACACUGGGCUAAGCGCUGGUUCCCCACAUCCAGCAUCUCGGAUUCAAUCCCCGAGAAAAGCCUGACAGAACGACCCGAUCAACAUGGACCCAGCAGGUAGUGCCCAACAGGGAUGCAAGAGGUUGGCGCAGACGUUGAAGAAGCUGCUUCAGCGCGAGCAGGUCUUGCUGCAGCUGCAGAAGGAUCUCGACCGCCAGCAGGAGGAUCUAGCUCGUCGCCAGCAACAACGGGACCAACCUCCCCCGUGGUUCCCACUCUAUGAUGGCAAUCCGGGUGGCUGCAGAGGUUUUCUCCUCAAAUUCGAUCUGGAGUGCAGCCGCCGGCCCAUCACCCUCUCCUCCGACCGCUCCAGAAUUGCCUACAUGAUAAUCUUGCUCUCAGGCAAGGCCUUGGCAUUGGCAACCGCUUUGUGGGAGAAGCAAGGUCCCGAGUGCUCCAGCCUCAGGGCUUUUCAGGCGGUGCUGUUGUGGGUCUACGACCGGGUUAGCAUGGACAGCUUCGAGGCCGCCAUUGCCUCUGCUCUGAAGAGAGAUGCUGCCCUUAACCCUGCUCUCCCGGUGACGGCUGCUGCCGUUCCUGAAGCCGCUAACAGUCCCAGUGCACCAAGCAGCCCGGAGGCCGCCAGUCCGGAUGCCGCAGUCUUAGAUGCUGCCAGCCCGGAGGCCGCCAGCCCGGAUGCCCCAGUUCCGGAAGCCAGCAGCCCGGAUGAGCCUGACAGCCUGAAUGCUGCCAGCCCGGAUGAACCAGGCAGCCCGGAUGCCGAAGCCCCAGAUGCCGCCAGCCUGAGUGAGCCAGGUAGGCCGGAGGCCGACAGCCCGGAUGAGCCAAGCAGCCUUGAGGUCGACAGCCCGAAUGCUGCCAGCCCAAGUGAACCAGGCAGCCCGGAUGCCGACGCCCCAGAUGCCGCCAGCCCGAGUGAGCCAGGUAGUCUGGAGGCCGACAGUCCGGAUGAGCCAGGCAGCCUUGAGCCUGACAGCCUGUAUGCUGCCAGCCCAAGUGAACCAGGCAGCCCGGAUGCCGACGCCCCAGAUGCCGCCAGCCCGAGUGAGCCAGGUAGUCUGGAGGCCGACAGUCCGGAUGAGCCAGGCAGCCUUGAGCCUGACAGCCUGUAUGCUCCCAGCCCUGGUGAACCAGGCAGCUCUGAUGCUGCCAGCCGCGGCGAACCAGGCAGCCCCGAUGCCUCCAGCCCCGGUGAACCAGGCAGCCCCGAUGCCUCCAACCCCGGUGAACCAGGCAGCCCCGAUGCUGCCAGCCGCGGCGAACCAGGCAGCCCCGAUGCCUCCAGCCCCGAUGCCUCCAGCCUCGGUGAACCAGGCAGCCCCGAUGCUGCUGCCGACCCGGACUCCGCUGCCGACCCGGACCCCGCAGCCCCGAUGCUGCUGCCGACCCGGACUCCGCUGCCGACCCGGACCCCAGCGCUCCUGUCCUCCUCCCAGGCAUCUGUGUUCCUGCCCCUGUUCCAGGCGUUCCUGCCCCAGGCGCUCCUGGUCCUGUCCCAGGUGUCCCUGUCUCCAGUGUCCUAG
Molecule: messenger RNA, 1599 nt
Organism: Clupea harengus (Atlantic herring)
Lineage: Eukaryota; Metazoa; Chordata; Actinopteri; Clupeiformes; Clupeidae
Product: sporozoite surface protein 2-like
Exons: 3
Coding region: 160-1599 (479 amino acids)
Source: RefSeq, a predicted model, not a curated record